Molecule: messenger RNA, 1278 nt
Organism: Trichoderma virens Gv29-8
Lineage: Eukaryota; Fungi; Ascomycota; Sordariomycetes; Hypocreales; Hypocreaceae
Exons: 1
Coding region: 1-1278 (425 amino acids)
Biological process (GO): coenzyme A biosynthetic process
Molecular function (GO): dephospho-CoA kinase activity
Source: RefSeq, a predicted model, not a curated record
AUGGCUCCGUCAACCAGCAGUGCGCCUGCGCUUCUCUUGCUGCCCGUACCUCCUCUCCCACUUAAUCCUCACUCUCUCGCCGCCGCCUACCGAGCGCCUUUAACGGCGGUUCUCAAGCGCCUCACCACUGGCAUCAACGGCAACAGCAAUAUCAACAACUCCGAUACCAGUCCCAGCACCGGCGCCAGCCAUGUUCUCGUCAUUGCAAUCGCCUGUCCUCUUCUCACAGGCCCCUCACCGAGACGCAAAUCCCUAAACUGGAAGGCGGCGCAAUCUCUUCUCGCCCGCAUUUACACACUCACUGCGGCCAUUUGUGAUGAGCUGGCCAUUAACACAUCAGGGGAACCGGGCAGUAGCAGCCUCGAUCCGCGCGUUGUGCUAGUCGACCAUGAGCGACAGAGGACGUAUCAACGCAAUUUUGAUGGAGAUUAUGAAGCAAAUUGCACGCCCGUGUUGGACCUGGCCGCCUUUGCCUCGAAGGUGUAUCCUUGGAGGGCGGUAUUCCACCCGAGCACUGAGGCGGGCUAUGAGCUCCUCAACGCUUUCUUGGAAUAUUCACAGGGGAAGCAGACUCUCCUUCAAAGCCAAAUGAUUGCUGUUGAAGGCGGCAUCACCAUGUCCACCAGCGAAGCCCCACCUGUUGCUCAGCAGGAUUUCAUCAAAGGCUACGAUACAGUUUGUCUGGGUGGCACGUUUGACCAUCUUCAUGCGGGACACAAACUCCUUCUCCACGCCACUGCUUUGCUCAUGGGUAUCCCUGAAAAACACACGGGGAAGCACUCUGUUCUCAUUGUCGGGAUUUCCGGAGAUGAGCUGCUAAAGAACAAAAAGUACGCUCAAGUGCUGCAGCCGUGGGAUGUGCGCGCAAACCAAGUCCUGCAGUUUCUCUCCACCAUAUUCAACUCGGCUUCCUCGUCCAACACAAAUACUUUACCACCCACAUCUACUCCCUCGCCGGACGAGCUUCAUGCCACAUUCCGCGACGGCACAGUGCUGGUUCGCUGUGUGAAUAUUCAUGACCCCUUUGGCCCAACCAUCACGGAGGAAAUCAUGGAUGUAAUUGUGGUUUCUGGAGAGACACGGAGUGGCGGGCAGGCUAUCAAUGAUAAGAGAACCGAGAAAGGAUGGAAACCGCUAGAGGUCUUUGAGAUUGACGUUCUGGAUCCAAGCGAUAUCACAGAGGAUGGCAGUGGAACGGCGAGCAAUGGAUUUGCGUCCAAGAUUAGCAGCACGGCAAUCCGGCAGCGAAUAGCCCAAGCCAAGGGAGAAUCGCAAUAG